AUGCCCCCCACGCGUGUCGCGCAGGUGGGCACGGCGUGCCGGGUGGCACAGAGCCUGACGCAGUACUGCGUGGGCGCUAAUUACGCGUGGGCCAUGGCCGAGGGAUUGUUCCUGCUGCGGCUCUUGGUCGCCACCUCCAGGCGCCGCUGCCUCCCCGCGUUCCUCCUGCUCGGAUGGGGUGUCCCCGUUCUCUUCGUUGCUCCAUGGGUUCUCCUGCGCUAUCUCUACGAGAACGAGGGGUGUUGGGAGCGGAACGAGAAGCUGGAGGUGUGGUGGGUCAUUCGCUGUCCCAUCCUGGUGGCUGUGGGGGUGAAUUUCGUGGUGUUCGUUCGAAUCGUUAGGAUCCUCGUGGAAAAGCUCAGGGCACAUCAGGUGUCCCGCGGGGACUCCAGGCUCAG
Messenger RNA from Acanthisitta chloris (rifleman), 398 nucleotides. Its product is annotated as gastric inhibitory polypeptide receptor-like. The annotation marks the transcript as partial. The transcript has 4 exons. NCBI's taxonomy places the organism in Eukaryota, Metazoa, Chordata, Aves, Passeriformes, Acanthisittidae. The record is from RefSeq and is a predicted model, not a curated record. Gene Ontology annotation, biological process: cell surface receptor signaling pathway; adenylate cyclase-modulating G protein-coupled receptor signaling pathway. Gene Ontology annotation, cellular component: plasma membrane. Gene Ontology annotation, molecular function: G protein-coupled peptide receptor activity; gastric inhibitory peptide receptor activity; peptide hormone binding.